AUGAAGAACGUCGUCUUCGUCGGCUACGGCCCCUCGGCGGUCCAGGCAGCGAAAGAUCUCGCCGGUUCGCUCCCCGCCGACUAUCGCAUCGUCGCUAUCACGUCGAACGAGGGCUACUGGCCGCCCGCUGCGUUGCGAGCUGCCGUCGUGCCGGGCUGGGAGGACAAGCCGCUGGCUACUGUCGACGCUGCCUUCCCGCAAGACGACCGCCAUGUGAUGCUCAAGAUGACCAACGUCGUCGAGCUGCGCAAGAACAGCGUCGUGAUUGACAAAGCACACCCGGAUCUUGGGUUCGAGGGGGAGGAGAUCCCGUUCGAGUAUUGCGUUCUUGCAAUGGGCUCGAAGUACCCCUACCCUUGCCGCCCACACCCUAGCUCCUCCUUCUCCCAAACCCUCGCCGACCUGCGCCAAACCCAACUCGAAGUCUCCCAAUCGCACCACAUCCUAAUCAUCGGCGGCGGUCCCGUCGGUAUCGAAUUCGCAGGCGAAGUCGCCGCGCAUUAUGGGAAAGGAAGGAAGGAGAUCACGCUUGUGCAUUCGAGGGAGAGGUUGCUUGAUCAGGCUGGGUGGAAGGAGAAGUUGGGCAAGUCGCUCGAGGGUCAGUUGGAGGGGUAUGGGGUUAGGGUCGUGAUGGGGAGGAAGGUGGUUGAUGUGCCGGAGAAGACGGGGCGGAUAGAGGGAGGGGAGGAGUUCCACCUCGACGACGGCCAGAAGAUCAAGGCCGACUUUGUCUUCCUCGCAACGGGCAACGCGCCCAACUCAGACCUCGUGGCCUCGUUCGACCCCUCCGUGCUGGACGACUCGAAGCACAUCAAGGUCAAUCCGGCGUUCCAAGUCGAGGGCUACGAGCACAUUUUCGCAAUGGGGGACGUGACGGAUGUCAAGGAGGGGAAGCAGUUUGCGCAUGCAAAGAACCACGGCUCAGUCGUAGCAUCCAACAUCCUCAGCCUCAUCCACUCCCCCUCCCCCUCCUCCGCCUCACUUAAGUCCUACAAGCCCGGCUCGAACCUCAUCCUCGUCUCGGUCGGUCCAUGGGGCGGCGCAGGCCAGAUAUUCGGGUUCGUACCCGGUGCUUGGUUUUCGGCGCUCGUCAAAUCCCGAUCACUCUUUGUUAGCGACUUCAAGAAGAUGUACAACGUCGCUUAG
This is a messenger RNA of Rhodotorula toruloides NP11, 1146 nucleotides long. RefSeq names its product FAD-dependent pyridine nucleotide-disulfide oxidoreductase. NCBI's taxonomy places the organism in Eukaryota, Fungi, Basidiomycota, Microbotryomycetes, Sporidiobolales, Sporidiobolaceae. Gene Ontology annotation, cellular component: cytoplasm. The coding region runs from base 1 to 1146 and encodes 381 amino acids. The record is from RefSeq and is a predicted model, not a curated record. Gene Ontology annotation, molecular function: electron-transferring-flavoprotein dehydrogenase activity; flavin adenine dinucleotide binding. The transcript has 6 exons.